AUGAAAGCUGUGUAUUUUGAGCCAGGGUUAAAGUUUACUUCUAGGAGUGUGUUAAAGGAGGCUAUUCUAAAUUAUUCUAUUCAACAACACUAUGAUCUAGUGUACAUGAAGAAUGACACUAAGAGGAUUCACAUGGGUUGUUCACUUUGCUUUUGGCAGAUGACUGCUGGUCCAGAUUGUCAUGAGGCUGGUGUUUGGCAAAUAAAAUUUAGUAAUCAUGAUCAUACUUGCUGCAGGACUUUUAAAAAUAGAUUAAUAACUGAUAACUGGAUUGCACAUGUUUAUCUUGAUAAAAUUCUGAGGGAUCCAAAGAUGAAGCCAAACAACAUUUUAUCUGACAUUUAUGAGAAUUUUCAAAUUAAUGUCUCAUUGAAAAAAUGUAGGAGGGGGAAGGAAAAAGCUCUAAAUGCAGUCCAAGGAUUAAUGCAAAGACAAUAUGACUUGCUAAAACCUUACAUGAAAGAACUAAUGAGGUCAAAUAUAGGUACUACUUGUGUUCUGAAGGUAGCUGAGGGAGAGGCAGGACAACCAAGCACAUUUCUUAGAUUUUACGUUUGUUUUGAGGCAUUGAAGAUGUGUUUCACUUUGGGGUGUAGAAGAAUAUUUGGUCUUGAUGGUUGUUUUUUGAAAUAUGCUUGUGGAGGGCAAUUACUUUGUGCAGUGGGGAGGGAUGGUAAUAACCAAAUGUGGCCCAUAGCAUGGGCAGUGGUUGAGGGGGAGACAAGGAACUCAUGA
Asparagus officinalis (garden asparagus) is the source of this 735-nucleotide messenger RNA. RefSeq lists its product as uncharacterized. NCBI's taxonomy places the organism in Eukaryota, Viridiplantae, Streptophyta, Magnoliopsida, Asparagales, Asparagaceae. The transcript is spliced from 2 exons. Bases 1 to 735 code for a protein of 244 amino acids. The record is from RefSeq and is a predicted model, not a curated record.